AUGUUCCCCAAAAUUAUCCUAGCUGGGCCACUUAUGCUAUUUGAAGCCCACCCACGCCCACCAGAGACCAUUGAUCAGUGCGACAACCUCCUACUCUGCAUUGCCAAUUCGCCUCGUCUCGAAAACGCCGAUUCAAAACAGCGCUCGGCCGCCGCCGCGUGCCUGGCCAGCCUCCUGUCCGUCUGGCUGCGCGAACAGCCGCCUGCGACGACGCCAGCCGACUUGACCUGGCUGGUGCGUCACGCCGCCUCCACCAAUAGCAUUGGCGCAGUGCGGGUCCUCGUGGGUCAAGCCAAGGAACACUGUUCUCCGGGGGUCCUGAGCGAAGUCAGGGCUGCUGCGUUGCUCGCGGCUGCACACAAUGGAUAUGCGGAUAUGGUUCAAUAUUUAGUUGAUCAAGAGGGCACGGAUGUCAUGGCAACCAACGAUGACGGCGAGACGGCUCUGGACCUUGCUGUCAGCCACAACCGUCACGAGGUGAUUCGCUACCUCCUGCCGCGCUUCAUCGACCGACAGCUGCUCCAGUCCGCCCCCGAUGUGAGGCUGCGUAGACCUCGGUCCAGUUCCCUUGCAGAAAUCCGCCUUCAGCCCGCAUCCUCGUGCCUUCCAUCGCCGUUUCAACUGCGAAAAUCCCGACCACCUCACCUGGAUCCGACCAGGCGCAUCUCGAUUCACCUGGACACGUUGCCGGCCUACGACCACCACCACCAGCCACUCUACGCCGAAGUGUGUCUACUCGCUGGAGACAGACCUCCCAUUCCUUCAGAAUCUCGCACAGCGCGAACUACUAACUCCAUCGACUUAUCACUUACAAUUCAUCGUAGUCAUACCGAGUCGGAUCAUAGCUCCCUCACCACCACCACCACCACCACCACCACCACCACCACCGCCACCACUGUGUGCUAUGGCGAACCAGACGUGAAGGAGUGCCACUUCGUCACAAUAUCAGGCACUAGUUCCCCCUCCCAAUGUCGACAUUACCUCUCAGCGUGUAGGAAUUCGCCAAACCGACUCACCAUCUGCUACUCAACUCAAGGUCAGGUCAGAUUCAAGGGAGCAACAUUUUCGCUGAAGGGCCAACCACUUCAGUUAAACAAAUGA
Messenger RNA from Mesocestoides corti, 1101 nucleotides. Lineage: Eukaryota; Metazoa; Platyhelminthes; Cestoda; Cyclophyllidea; Mesocestoididae. The record is from the annotation of a GenBank genome assembly.